This is a messenger RNA of Letharia columbiana, 810 nucleotides long. RefSeq lists its product as uncharacterized. The transcript has 2 exons. The coding region runs from base 1 to 810 and encodes 269 amino acids. The record is from RefSeq and is a predicted model, not a curated record. Gene Ontology annotation, molecular function: riboflavin reductase (NADPH) activity; FMN binding. NCBI's taxonomy places the organism in Eukaryota, Fungi, Ascomycota, Lecanoromycetes, Lecanorales, Parmeliaceae.
AUGACCACGCGCCAUGGCUUCUCCUCCGCCGCUCUCCGUCUUCUUCGCCGGCCACCACCGUCUGCCUCGUACGGCAGAAGCUUCAGCGCCUCUAGGCACCUGAAGGAGCAAGAUCCGGAGGAAAACGAUCCUCCCCCCGAAAAGACCGACUAUGAUUACCGGAAACCAAGCUAUGCAGCUCGGCGCAACUUCCCGGCUCAUAUACGACACCUGAUGCGCUCCACGCCGAAUCCUCUCACCGUGAUCACAUCCCGUUGGCCACCCCAACAAUCCCAAGACGAUGCGUCUGGCGCAUUGGGAAACCAGCGUGACGGACCGGCACCAGAGGUUCAGGGAAAGGACGCGGACCAGCUGCCCAAGACCGCGGGCCUUCUCGUCUCCUCGUUCAAUACCGUCACGCUGACUCCCAAACCUUACGUCUCCUUCAACAUCAGACUCCCCUCGAGUACUUACUUCGCCAUCAAAGCCUCCUGCGAAUUCACCGCCAGCGGCCUCAAAGAUGCGCGGGUCGCCGAUGCCUUCGUGAAGCGCAAAGUCGCGCGGGGGGAUCCGUACGGUGAGAGCGUUUGGCAUGGUUUGAUCGAGAGUGACGGUCGCUUGAAGGAGGGCAUGGGCGGAACGUGGUGGAUGCGAUGCAGGCUUUUGGGAGAGAAGUGCGUGGAGGUGGGAGACCACGUGGUCGUCGUGGCGAAGGUUGUGGAGUCUGGGGGCUACGAGGGCGGAGAGGGUAUAGGGUUGGUUUAUGCCGAAGGCGGUUACCGGAAGGUUGGGGACGUGGUGGGUGUGGACGAAGAGAAGGCCGAUGGUUGA